Molecule: messenger RNA, 1478 nt
Organism: Mesocricetus auratus (golden hamster)
Lineage: Eukaryota; Metazoa; Chordata; Mammalia; Rodentia; Cricetidae
Gene: Tmt1b
Product: methyltransferase like 7B
Exons: 2
Coding region: 58-792 (244 amino acids)
Molecular function (GO): S-adenosylmethionine-dependent methyltransferase activity
Source: RefSeq, a predicted model, not a curated record
ACUAGGCAGAGGCAAAAAGCCAGACACCUGGGACACACACCAUCUAGAGCCGGUAUCAUGGAGGUCCUCGUUCCGUUUCUGCAACUGCUGGUGCUGAUCCUGACUCUUCCGCUGCACCUGCUGGCUCUGCUGGGCUACUGGCAGCCCGUGUGCAAAACCUACUUCCCCUACUUGAUGGCCACGUUAACAGAAAGGGCCAACAAGAAGAUGGAAAGCAAGAAACGGGAGCUAUUUAGCCAGAUAAAAGAUCUUAAGGGGACCUCCGGGAAAGUGGCCCUGCUGGAGCUGGGCUGUGGCACUGGUGCCAACUUCCAGUUCUACCCACCUAACUGCAAGGUCACCUGCGUGGACCCAAACCCCAACUUUGAGAAGUUCCUGACGAAGAGCAUGGCUGAGAACAGGCACCUCCAGUACGAGCGCUUCGUCGUGGCGUACGGAGAGGACAUGAGACAGCUGGCGAGCAGCUCCAUGGACGUGGUGGUCUGCACCCUGGUGCUGUGUUCUGUGCGGAGCCCGAAAAAGGUCCUGCAGGAAAUCCAGAGAGUCCUGAAGCCGGGAGGACUGCUGUUCUUCUGGGAGCACGUGACUGAGCCUCCCGGAAGCUGGGCUUUCCUGUGGCAGCAAGUUUUCGAGCCUACGUGGAAACACAUUGGGGAUGGCUGCCACCUCACCAGAGAGACCUGGAAGGACCUAGAGAAGGCACAGUUCUCUGACAUCCAAAUGGAAUGGCAGCCCCCUCUCUUCAAGUGGUUACCUGUUGGGCCCCACAUCAUGGGGAAAGCUGUGAAAUAGCCCUCCACAAGGAGGUUACCUCCCUGCCUGUAGUCAGAAGCCGCCCCCAGUCAGGUAAAGAAUGAGAGAACAUCCUGGGCACCACUGCUGCCUCCAGGGUGACCGUUAACCUCAGUUCCUCAACACAGUUAGGCUGUCUUCCUGCCUUGGUUUUGUUUUGUUUUGUUUUGUUUUGUUUUGUUUUUUCAAGACAGGGCUUCUCUGUAUUGUUUUGGAGGCUGUCCUGGAACUUGCUCUGUAGACCAGGCUGGCCUCGAACUCAGAGAUCUGCCUGCCUCUGCCUUCCGAGUGCUGGGAUUAAAGGUGUGUGCCAACACCCAGCCUUUCUUCCUGCUUUCUCCAGAGGCAUAAAACUAUACAGUGCCGUACUGUCAACUGCAGAGCCCUGGACUUUGCCCACCGUCCUGGACCUCUACCCUCCCUUUCCCUUGUCCCUGGGGUAAAGUUCUCCCUGCUGUUUCUUCUGAUACUACCCACAUGUACCUUGUCCCUGUGGUAAAGUUCUCCCUGCUGUUUCUUCUGCCGCUACCCACGUGUACCUUGGAACUAGUCACGUGUCAGUGCCAGGCCACCUUGGCCUCCCUCUGAAGGCCAGGGUGUAAUGAUUUACUAGACCCAAGAUAAAUGAUAAACGGGUGUUUACUGGGGAACACUUACACAGAUAAUAAAGAACCACAACCAUGGGA